CGUUUGUGUGUGUGCGUGUUUGUUUGUGUGUAUGUGUGUGUGUGCGUGUUUGUUUAUGUGUGUGUGUGUGUGUGUGUGCGUGCUUGUGUGUUUGUAUGUGUGCGUGUGUGUGUUAAUGUGACUUUUAAAAGUCCAUUUCCUUGUUUAGUGUAAAGUUUGUUUUCAGUUUGACAGUUGAUCGAUGAAUGAAUCAAUCAAUCAGUUGACAGAUAAUCUACAUGAACUAUAUGUCAAAGAGCCCCGCCCCUCCCCCCCUCCGUCGUGAUGACGCGGGCACGUUCAGACACGUCACGCGCAGACUGAGUCUGAGCGUCGGACCGAGGCUCGGUCAGAGAGAGCGGAGCCGCUGCAGGAGCAGCCCGUCAUGAGGUCGUUUGUGUUUCUCGUCCUUGUGAUGCUCGUGGUCGACGCUCAGCCUUCGUCUCUGUCCGACAUGUACGGCAGCCUGCACUCACCAAACUUCCCAGAGCCGUAUCCCCGAGAGACGCAGCUGCGCUGGAACAUCAGUGUUCCUGACGGCUUCCAGAUCAAACUUUACUUCAGCCACUUCGACCUGGAGCCGUCCUACCUGUGUGAGUACGACUUCGUCAAGGUGGAGGCAGAGUCUGAGGUUCUGGGUCUGUUCUGUGGGCGGGACGAGACGGACACGGAGGCGGUUCCAGGUCAGCAGGUCGUCACCUCCCCCAGACACUCGCUGAGCGUCGUCUUCUCCUCCGACUUCUCCAACGAGGAGAGAAACUCUGGCUUCAUGGCUCAUUACAGAGCAGAGGAUGUGGACGAGUGCAGUGACCGUGGUGAUGAAGAUGAAGAUCUGAUCUGUGAUCAUUUCUGUCACAACUUUAUCGGAGGAUACUACUGCUCCUGUCGCUAUGGUUACCUGCUGCACACUGACAACCGCACCUGCAGAGUGGAAUGUAGUGAUGGUGUGUUCAGGGAACGCUCCGGAGUUCUGAGCAGUGUAGAUUUUCCCGCUCCGUAUCCAAAGAGCUCUGAGUGUUCGUAUCGUAUCGAGGUGGAGACCGGCUUCAGGCUCCGCCUCCAGUUUGAGCCCGACUUUGACGUGGAGGAUCAUCCUGACGUCAGGUGUCCCUACGACUACGUCAAGAUCACAGCAGGCAGCAGUGAGUUCGGUCCGUUCUGUGGAUCUCGAUCUCCAGGCAUCAUUCAGACUGACAGCAACAUCGUCACCGUCGACUUCCACAGCGACAACUCUGGAGAUAACCUGGGGUGGAAGAUGACGUACACAUCCACAGGAAGUCAGUGUCCGGUGCCUGAGACUCCGCCCAACGCUGUGAUGAACCCUGUCCAAUCAGAAUACUCCUUCAAAGACCACAUCCUGUUCACCUGUGAGCCUGGAUAUAGACUGAUGAAGGACGGGGACUCUCUGGACCAACUCCAGCUGGACUGUGGUUCUGACGGGUCCUGGAGCAGCAGACUUCCUCAGUGUCAGAUGGUGGAUUGUGGGAGUCCGCAGGCGGUCCACAUGGCUGACGUGGUGUUUGGUAACCAUGACAAUAGCACACUGUUCGGAUCGACCGUCCGCUACGUGUGCCGGGGUGACGCGUUCGACCUGAACGCCAGCAACAAUUCGUACAGCUGUGGACCAGAGGGACGGUGGACCAGUGCAGAGUCAGGACUCAGGCUCCCGAGCUGUUCUCAAGCCUGCGGACGCCCGUCCCGCGCUCUGCCCCCUCAAGUGAAGCGGAUCGUGGGCGGGCGGAGCGCCGAGCCGGGCCUCUUCCCCUGGCACGUCCUGCUGAGUGUGGAGGAUCUGACCCGGGUCCCAGAGGACCGCUGGUUCGGGUCCGGGGCCCUGCUGUCCGAGUCCUGGGUCCUGACGGCAGCUCACGUCCUGAGGGCCCAGAGGAGGGACGCCAGCAUCGUGGCUGUGGCCCCCGAACACGUGAAGGUGUUCCUUGGUCUCCAUGACGCCCGGGACAAGCGUCUGUCCACCAGACGCUCGGUGGAGACGAUCGUCCUUCAUCCAAACUUUCAACCCGACAACUACAACAACGACAUCGCGCUGCUGAAGCUGACGGAGCGGGUGGAGUUUAACUCCGUCAUCCGUCCGGUCUGUCUCCCCCCGCCGGACGACCAGGACGACCCCUCCUCACCUGUCCCUAACUCUCUGGGCGUAGUUGCCGGUUGGGGGAUCACCGUCCCCAACGUCUCCUCCUCGACCCCAGGUGACCCCCCCUCACUGACCUCUGACCUCCUGCAGUACGUGAAGCUGCCGGUGGUUCCUCAGGACGAGUGUCAGGCGAGCUACGCCUCGCGCUCCGUCAGCUACAACAUCACAGACAACAUGUUCUGUGCCGGGUUCUUCGAGGGGGGGAGGGACACCUGCCUGGGGGAUAGCGGGGGGGCGUUUGUGAUGGAGGACGAGGUCAGCCGGGGGUGGGUGGUGUUUGGGUUGGUGUCCUGGGGGGGGCCGGAGGAGUGUGGGAGUCAGAGGGUGUACGGAGUCUACACGCGGGUGGCUAAAUAUGUGGAGUGGCUUCAGCACCACCUUCAGGCUGCUGCCCCCUGGUGGUGAGAGAGAGACCACAGCUACAGCUGAGACACACACGUGUAUAUAUAUAUAUAUAUAUAUAUAUAUAUAUAUAUACAUAUUGACAUAUAUACAUGUGUAUAUAUAUAAACACUAUUUUUUUCUGUAUUCAACUUAUUUUUAACUUCAAACCUGAUUCAUGUUCACGAACCCAAACACAUCACUAAGACUACGCCUCCGAUACAACAAAACAUUUUCUGAUUCAUAAACAUCUGAACGACAACAAAGAGAAAUCAGAUUCAUCUGUUGGACAUCUGCUGAACAUCUGUUGAAGAUCUGUUUCUGUCCCACAAUCCUCUGGGGUUUUACGUCACUGCCCGUCUUCAGUCCUUUGCUCUAGCGCCACCUUCAGGACAGACCUGACAACACCACCAGUGUGUGUUAAUGUGUUUAUUCAUGUUUGUAUUCAAAUGUUUCAUUAUGAAAAAUACAGCAGGUGGUUUUAUAUUAUGUAUAAAUUAUAUAAACAUCUUCAUGAAUGAA
Scophthalmus maximus (turbot) is the source of this 3034-nucleotide messenger RNA. It is a transcript of the gene masp1, whose product is annotated as MBL associated serine protease 1. Gene Ontology annotation, molecular function: serine-type endopeptidase activity; calcium ion binding. Lineage: Eukaryota; Metazoa; Chordata; Actinopteri; Pleuronectiformes; Scophthalmidae. Gene Ontology annotation, cellular component: extracellular region; blood microparticle. Gene Ontology annotation, biological process: zymogen activation; complement activation. The transcript has 13 exons. The coding region runs from base 365 to 2536 and encodes 723 amino acids. The record is from RefSeq and is a predicted model, not a curated record.